AUGGAUCUCCACCUCAACGCUCCCUAUUGCAUGGGAACGAUUGUUGGCGUGACUUACGACGACGGCGUCGUCCUUGGCGCAGAUUCCAGGAUGACCAUAGGAAUGCUUGUCGCUAAUGAUUCGGUGUCGGACAAGAUCACCCAGCUAACGGACAAAGUUUAUAUUUGUCGUUCUGGACCGGCUGCUGUUUUGGAGUUUGUCUCAGAUUAUGUUAGAAACAUUCUGGAUCAACAAACAAUUCAAUUUGGGCAACCUGCAACUGUCAAAGCGACGGCUAAUUUAGUUAGAUUAUUCUCUUAUAAAAAUACGAACGCGAUACAAAUGGGGCAGAUGGGUAUGAUUGUUGGUGGAUGGGAUAAGUACGAAGGAGGUCAAAUAUUUGCUGUCGCGCAAGGAGGGACAAUUUUAAAGCUGCCUUAUGCAAUUGAUGGAUCUGGCUCAAGCGGUAUUGAAGGUUUUUUGGACCGAGCAUGGAAAGAAGGGAUGAGCAAAGAUAAAGCCGAGAAAUUAGUAGUGAAAGCUGUAUCGCUCGCUAUAGCCAGCGAUGCAGCGAGUGGAGGAGCUGUUCGUACAGUUACAAUAAACUCUGAUGGCGUCAGGAAAAAUUGCUAUCCGCCCGAUUCGCUACCUCUGUGUGAUGAUAAACGUCGACGGACAAAGACGAAGAAGACGACGACGACCCGUACUGAGCGUCGUAUUGAUGCUCCGAAGCCAUAA
This is a messenger RNA of Zingiber officinale, 717 nucleotides long. RefSeq names its product proteasome subunit beta type-6-like. Bases 1 to 717 code for a protein of 238 amino acids. The record is from RefSeq and is a predicted model, not a curated record. Gene Ontology annotation, cellular component: proteasome core complex. The transcript has 7 exons. Gene Ontology annotation, molecular function: threonine-type endopeptidase activity. Lineage: Eukaryota; Viridiplantae; Streptophyta; Magnoliopsida; Zingiberales; Zingiberaceae.